ACCAAAUACCCUCUCACACAUCCAUCCAUCUACCUAAAAGCCGGCAAAAUGACUCUUAUUAAUGACUCCGAUGACCGAUUAACCGGCACUUCCAAGUCUCCAAACCUACAUUACCCCACCAAAUUCUCCGACUCUUUCCUGCCACGUGUCCUUCCUCGGUUACCUAUGUCUUGACGAACACACGCCGUCAAAUUCCCCCUUACCCUCCUUUCCUUUUCCGUCACCCUAAACGGCAAUUUCAAUUCAAUCAAUCAAACCAACAACAUCUUUCUUUCUCUCUCUAAAAAAAACCCUAAUUUUCUCUCUCCUGUUUUCUUCACCACCAGAUCCAUGGACGAAGAUGACGAAACCCGGUCCCACACGUCGAUUGGGAGCGAACCUCAUUCACCGCCUUCACCGCCGUCCGGUCAAAUCACCGUCACCGUUGCGGCGGAACCUCCGUCAACGACACCGUCUUCAACUCCGCAACCGCCGCCUCAAUUGUCGCAGAGUUCGCUUACUCUCGCGCUUCCGAUCCAGCAAUUCCCUCGGCCGCUCGCAAUCGUUGCUCCCGGCGGCGGAAGCGGUGGUAGUGGUGGAGGAGGAGGAGGAGGGAGAGAGGAUUGUUGGAGCGAAGGAGCGACAUCGGUGUUGAUCGACGCGUGGGGGGAGAGGUACAUGGAGUUAAGCAGAGGGAAUCUGAAGCAGAAACAUUGGAAAGAAGUGGCGGAUAUUGUUAGUAGCAGGGAGGAUUUCACCAAGGUUCCCAAGACGGAUAUACAGUGCAAGAAUCGAAUCGAUACGGUCAAGAAGAAGUACAAGGCUGAGAAACAGAAGGUUGCCAGCGGCUGUGGCCCUAGCCGCUGGCCGUUCUUUGACCGCCUUGAUCGGCUUAUUGGUCCUGCCGCUGCAACCCCAAACUCCGCUAAGGGGCCGGGUUCGGGUUUGGGGCCACUAACGACUGCGACAGUCUCCACCGGCGGACCGCCUCCCCACGGGAAGCCGGUCCCCGUUGGAAUUCCGGUAGGGGUUAGACAACAUCAGCAACCCCUACCGCUCCCCUUCCCGCCCCACUACCUACAGACCCCGCCCCAUUUACAGUCUCCCAAUCCGCAAUUACGGCAGCAACAACUGCAGCAGCAACACCGGCAGCACCAAUUGCAGCAGCAGCAGCAAUUGAGACAGAGUCUUCAAUUUACGCCUCCUAGUGGAAUUCCACAGAUGAGAUAUAAUAAUAAUAACAUCAAUACUCCUGCUUCUGGUGCUACUAGUAAUGUUAAUAGGUUACAACAAUUAGAGCAAAUACAAAAGCAUCAGCAACAGUUUAGGAGGGUACCGCCUCCGGUUGAAUCCGAUUCUGAUCCGGAGGAAUGGUCGCAUGAUUCAGGGGAUAGUUUACCACCGGAGAGGACGGGGUUUGAUCGAAGGAAGCGGCCGAGGAUGGAUGGUAACAGGGGAGGCGAAAGGGGGAAGGCAAAGGGUAAGGGCAGGGAUAAGAAAGAGGCUGUGAGGGUGUGGGGGAGCUCGGUGAGGGAUUUAACGAGGGCGAUUAUGAAGUUCGGGGAGGCGUAUGAGGCGGCUGAGAGCGCAAAAUUGCAGCACAUUGUGGAGAUGGAGAUGCAAAGGAUGAAGUUUGCUAAGGAAUUGGAGUUGCAGAGGAUGAAGUUUAUGAUGAAGACUCAACUCGAGCUUUCGCAAUUGAAUGGGAAUAAUAAUGGUAGUAAUAAUAGUGAUAGUAGAGGUGGUGGUGCUGGUGGUGGAAGUGGUGGCGGUGUUGGAGGCGGCGAAAGUAAUCAUAUGAAUCAUCUCCAUGAGAAUCAUAUGAAUCAUGCUAAUAGUGAUAGUAGUAAUUAGUAGUUCAUUGUUGGUAGAUGUAGAGAAAAGCAGAGGACAGGUUAGAUCACAUCUCUUUAUAUUAGUAGUUUGUUGAUGGGCUAAAGAUGAUCAAAGUUUAAGUUUUUAUUUGGUGGGAAAAGAUUUAUUUGCUCUGAUUGAUAUAAUCAUUUGAUUUGAAAAUUAAAAGGGGGGUUAAAGUAUUUUGUAAUUGAUGAUUUUUAUAUGAGAAACUCUAGUUUAUUGUCUA
Molecule: messenger RNA, 2062 nt
Organism: Chenopodium quinoa (quinoa)
Lineage: Eukaryota; Viridiplantae; Streptophyta; Magnoliopsida; Caryophyllales; Amaranthaceae
Product: trihelix transcription factor ASIL2-like
Exons: 1
Coding region: 331-1833 (500 amino acids)
Cellular component (GO): nucleus
Molecular function (GO): transcription cis-regulatory region binding
Source: RefSeq, a predicted model, not a curated record